Molecule: messenger RNA, 12251 nt
Organism: Entelurus aequoreus (snake pipefish)
Lineage: Eukaryota; Metazoa; Chordata; Actinopteri; Syngnathiformes; Syngnathidae
Product: spectrin beta chain, non-erythrocytic 4-like
Exons: 42
Coding region: 276-8309 (2677 amino acids)
Biological process (GO): actin cytoskeleton organization
Cellular component (GO): cell junction; spectrin; cell projection
Molecular function (GO): phospholipid binding; actin filament binding; structural constituent of cytoskeleton
Source: RefSeq, a predicted model, not a curated record
GAGCAAGAGGAGGGGGGCGGGGGGCUGUGUCAGGUGGUAACAUCAUCAUCGUCAUCAUCUUCCUCCUCAGCACCAGCAGCACCUCCCGGCGCCAAGACGGCCUCGUCAGUACCGCGGCGGUACCGACUCGCCGGUCCUGAGUCUGCGUGGUCCGGGGACUCGAUCGUUCAGCGCCGCCCUCCUCCGGGCGACAAAAACCUCCGCCCUGAGCGUCGUCCGGUGGCCGGGGAGCGAGCCAGCCUUGGCGCACACCAAGCUGAAGGGCGUCGGGCGCCAUGGCGAAUGCCUCCCCAGACUUGGACAACGCCGAAGCCCAGCGCCAGCUCAACAACAACAACCGGCCAAUCAGCUCGGGGUUCUGGGAGUCGGAGUGUACCAGUGCCAAGCUGUUUGAGUGCUCCCGCAUCAAAGCCCUGGCAGAUGAGCGAGACGCCGUGCAGAAGAAGACUUUCACCAAGUGGGUCAACUCGCACUUGGCCAGAGUUUCCUGCCGCAUAUCAGACCUGUACAACGACCUGCGCGAUGGCUACAUGCUCACGCGGCUGCUGGAGGUCCUCAGCGGGGAGCGGCUGCCGAGGCCCACGCGAGGCCGCAUGCGCAUACACUGCCUGGAGAACGUGGACAAAGCCUUGCAGUUCCUCAAGGAGCAGAGGGUUCACCUGGAGAACGUGGGCUCUCAUGACAUCGUGGACGGGAACCACCGCCUUACACUGGGCCUCAUCUGGACCAUCAUCCUCCGCUUUCAGAUCCAGGUGAUCAAGAUAGCGACCGCCGACAACAGAGAGACGCGCUCCGCCAAGGACGCACUGUUGCUCUGGUGCCAGAUGAAGACGGCAGGGUACCCCGAGGUCACCAUCCAGAACUUCACCAGCUGCUGGAGGGACGGCCUCGCCUUCAACGCGCUCAUACACAGACACAGGCCGGAUCUGAUCGAGUUCCACAAGCUGACGAGAUCCAACGCCACGCACAACCUGCAGCAAGCCUUCAACAUCGCUGAGCAGAACCUGGGCCUCACCAAACUACUGGACCCAGAAGAUGUGAACACGGAGAACCCAGAUGAAAAGUCCAUCAUCACCUACGUUGUCUCCUACUACCACUACUUCUCCAAGAUGAAGGCUCUUAUUGUGGAGGGCAAACGGGUUGGCAAGGUGCUGGACAACUGCAUCGAGGCGGAGAAUCUGGUGGGCCGCUACGAGGCGCUGGCGUCUGACCUGCUGGACUGGAUCGAGAAGACCAUCGCCGUCAUCAGCAACCAGAAGUUUGCCAACUCUCUGACGGGAGUUCAGCAGCAGCUUCAAGCCUUCACCACCUAUUGCACCAUCGAGAAGCCCAUCAAGUUUCAGGAAAAAGGGAACCUGGAGGUUCUUCUGUUCACCAUACAAAGCAAACUACGAGCCAACAACCAGAAAGCCUACGUGCCUCAUGAGGGAAAACUAAUCUCCGACAUCAACAAGGCGUGGGAGCGUCUGGAGAAGGCGGAGCAUGAGAGGGGCGUGGCCCUGCGCAAGGAGCUGAUUCGCCAGGAGAAAAUGGAGCUUCUGGCUCAGCGCUUCGACCACAAGACCACCAUGAGGCAGGCCUGGCUCAACGAGAACCAGAGGCUGGUGUCGCAGGACAAUUUUGGCUACGACCUGCCGGCGGUGGAAGCCGCCAUGAAAAAGCACGAAGCCAUCGAGGCGGACAUCGCCUCCUACGAAGAGCGCAUCGGCGUGGUGGUGGAGCUGGCCGCCGAGAUGGAGGUGGAGAGCUACUACGACAUCCGCCGCAUCUCGGCCCGCAAGGAGAACAUCCUGGGACAGUGGAGUCUGCUGAAGGAGCUGGUGGCGGGCAGGCGGACCCGGCUGGAGAAGAACCUGGCGCUGCAGAAGACCUUCCAGGACAUGGUCUACAUGAUCGACUGGAUGGAGGACACUCAGUUUCAACUGCUGUCCAAGGACUUUGGCAAGCAUCUUCUGGAGGUGGACGACCUGCUGCAGAAGCACGGCCUGCAGGAAGCUGACAUUGGCGUGCAGGCUGAGAGGGUGGAGACGCUCAACGCCGCCGCACUCAAAUUCACCACCAUAGAGGGCUACCAACCAUGUGACCCGCAGGUGAUCUGUAACCGGGUCAACCACGUCUCGUCCUGUCUGGAGGAGCUGAAACAGCUGGCGGACAAAAGGCGCGGCGAGCUGGAGGAGUCGAGGCAGCUGUGGGCCUUCUUCCAGGAGCUGGAAGAGUCGGAGGCCUGGAUCCGUGAAAAGAGCUCCAUCCUGGGAGCGCAGGGUUACGGGAAAGACCUGAGUAGCGUGCUGAAGCUACUCCAGAAGCACAAGACUCUGGCUGGAGAACUGCUGGCUCAUCGCUCCCUGCUGCAGACCACCAUGCAGCGAGGACAGCAAAUCCUCAGCGAGAAGAGCAUUGACACGGCGGGCAUUCAGGAGCGCAUCAUGGACGUGAAGGACGAGUGGACCACGCUGGAGGACCAGGCGGCUCAGCGUCUCGGCCACCUGCAGGAGGCGUUCAACUUUUUCCAGUUCUCCACAGAGACAGACGACCUGGUGGUCAGGCUGCAGGACGCGUACCGCCUGGUGUCCAGUGAGGACUUCGGCCAUGACGAGUACUCCACCCAGUCGCUUCUGAAGAAGCACCGGGGGGUCAGCGAGGACGUGGACAAACAUCGGCUGCACGUGGUGGCGCUGCGCAAACACAUGGUGGCGCUGCCUCUGCGGUACAGUGAACAAGAGGAGGUGCUGGUGAGGAUGGUGGAGGUGGAGCAGCUGUACACGGAGGUGGUGGAGGUGGGCGUGCUGCGUCAGCAGUGGCUUCACGACGCCCUCGCCGUCUACCGCAUGUUCAGCGAGGUCAACGCCUGCGAGCUGUGGAUCGACGAGAAGGAGCAGUGGCUGAACAAGAUGGAGAUUCCCGAGAAGCUGGAGGACGUGGAGGUGGUGGCGCACAGAUUUGAGUCCCUGGACCAGGAGAUGAACAGCCUGAUGGGACGGAUCCUGGACGUGAACCAGAUAGUCCAGCAGCUUCUGGAUGGUGGUCAUCCGUCCUCUAUGGAGGUCCGAGGGUGUCAGGACCACCUCAACUCCAGAUGGAACAGCAUCGUGGGUCUGGUGGAGCAGAAGAAGGACCAGCUGGACUCCAUGUUGCGUCUGCAGAACUACCUGCUGGAGUGCGUCGAGAUCAAUUCCCAGAUCCAGGAGAAGCGGAAGGCCAUCGACGCCACUCAGUACGCAGGCAGCGACCUGGGCGGGGUCCUGGCUCUGCAGAGGCGCCUCUCCACCAUGGAGGGGGCGCUGUCCGUCCUGGAGCCCAAGCUGAUGCACCUGCAGGAGGAGGCGGAGCUUCUGGCCACAGCCCACCCGGGUCGGGCCACGGAGGUUCUACUUCCCUUUGAUGGCAUCAGCGUGGAGUGGGAGGAGCUUAAGAGGACCCUGCAGGGCUGCGAGGACUCGCUAAUGGUGGCUAGCAGGCUGCAGAGCUUCAUUCAGGAUUUGGAUUUGUUCCUCACCUGGUUGGUCCAAACGCAAACGGCCGCCGCCUCGGAUCAGUUGCCCAAUGACCUGGAAGAAGCCGAGAAACUCAUCAACAAGCACGCUGCCCUCAAGGAGGAGAUUGGCCGUUACGAAGAAGACUACGAGCGUCUGCAGGCCAUGAACGAGCUGCUGGAGUCGGAGGAGGCGCCGCUGCCUCAGGCCGCCCUGCAGCAGUGGCUCCAGAAGCUGGACGUGGGCUGGAACAAACUGCUGGAGAUGUGGGAGAGCAGGAGGGACGUUCUGGUGCAGGCUCACAUCUUCCACCUUUUCCUGCGAGACGUCAAGCAGGCCGAGUCCUUCAUCAACAACCAGGAGUCGGCGCUGGCCCACGUGGAGCUCCCCAACACGGUGGAGACAGUGGAGGCGGCCGUCAAGAAGCACAAGGACUUUACCACCACCAUGGAGCUCAACCUGCACCGCAUCAAGGCCGUGAUCGAGGCGGGAGAGAGCCUCAUCAGCCAGAACAACAUCUACUCGGAUCGCAUCAAGGAGCGCGUCGACACGCUCGCCAACAGGGGCAACCGGAACCGGGAGCAGGCCCAGCAGUGGUUGGACAAGCUCAACGACCAGUGGGCGCUUCAGAGGUUCCUACAGGACUGUCACGAGUUGGGGGACUGGGUGUGCGAGAAGAUGCUGAUGGCGAGGGACAGCAGCCGCGACGAGACCCAGAAGCUCCACAAGAAAUGGCUGAAGCAUCAGGCCUUCAUGGCCGAGUUGGCCCAGAACAAAGAAUGGCUGGAGAAGAUCGAGCGGGAGGGCCAGCAGCUGAUCCAGGAGAAGCCCGAGUUGGGCCAGAUGGUCCAGAGGAAGCUGGAGGAGAUCCGUGAGUGCUGGCAGGACCUGGAGAGCACCACGCAGGCCAAAGCCCAGCAGCUCUUCCAGGCCAACAAGGCCGACCUCCUGGUGCAGAGCUACCACAGCCUGGACCAGAGACUGGGCCAGCUGGAGGGACAACUGGCCUUCGUAGACCGAGGGCAGGAUCUGAGCACCGUCAACAGGCAGCUGAAAAAACUGCAGACCAUGGAGUCCCAGAUGGAAGAGUGGUACAAGGAAGUGGGGCACCUGCAGGUCCAGGCCUCCUCCGUACCGCAGCAGGCGCAGGUCAAGGAGACGGUUGCCGAGCAACAGGCGGCGGUGGAGACCCGCAUGGUGCGCCUGAUCGAGCCCCUGAAGGAGAGGAGACGCCUCCUGCUGGCGUCCAAGGAGGUGCACCAAGUGGGACGAGAUCUGGAGGAUGAAAUGUUGUGGGUGCAAGAGCGCCUCCCGCUGGCCAUAAGUCAAGAGCACGGCUCGUCUUUGCAGUCGGUCCAGCAGCUCAUGAAGAAGAACCAGACCCUCCAGAGGGAGCUCCAGGGCCACCACGGCCGAGUAGAGGAGGUCCUGGAGAGGGCAGGGAUCAUCGCCUCCAUCCGCAGCCACGAGGGCAACAUGGUGAGGGCGGGUCUCGAGCAGCUGGCCCAGCUGUGGGCUCUGCUAUGGGUGGAGACCGAGCGCAGGCAGCUGGUCCUGGACGCCAUGUACCAGGCGCAGCAGUACUACUUCGACACGGCUGAGGUGGAGGCCUGGCUGAGCGAGCAGGAGCUGCACAUGAUGAACGAGGAGAAGGGGAAGGACGAGCCGAGCACUUUGCAGCUGCUGAAGAAGCACCUGGUCCUGGAGCAGACCAUCGAGGACUACGCUGAGACCAUCGGCCUGCUGUCACAACAAUGUCGGCAGCUGCUGGAGAUGGGAUACCCUGAUUGUGAGCACAUCAGCAAGCGGCAAUCGCAGAUCGACCGCCUGUACGUGUCGCUGAAGGACCUGGUGGAGGAGAGGAAGAGUCGUCUGGAGCAGCAGUACUGGCUCUACCAGCUCAACAGGGAGGUGGACGAGCUGGAGCAGUGGAUCGCUCAGAGGGAGGUGGUGGCCAGCUCGCCAGAACUGGGCCAGGACUUUGAGCAUGUCACACUGCUCCAGGAGAAGUUCACGGACUUUGCGUCGGAGACGGGCAACGUGGGCCAGGAGCGAGUGACGGCCGUCAACCAGAUGGUGGACGAGCUCAUCGACUACGGCCACGCCGAGGCCGCCACCAUUGCCGAGUGGAAGGACGGCGUCAACGAGUCCUGGGCCGACCUUCUGGAGCUGAUGGAGACCCGGGCGCAGAUGCUGGCCGCCUCGCACCAGCUGCACAAGUUCUUCUCCGACUGCAGAGAGGUUCUGUGCCAGAUUGCGGACAAGCAUCGAAGGCUACCGGAGGUCCGUGGUCGCCAGAGCAGCACGUCCAAUACCAGCACGCUGCAGAGACUCCUCCAAGGCUUCGAGCAGGACAUCCAGCUGCUGGUCACGCAGGUACGGCAGCUGCAGGAGAGCGCCGCCCAGCUCAGGACGGUGUACGCGGGCGAGAAGGCGGACGCCAUAGCCUGCCGCGAGCACGAGGUCAUGCAGUGCUGGAAGGAGCUGCUGACGUCCUGCGAGGAGUGUCGGGUUCAGAUCACCACGGAGACGGACAAGCUGAGGUUCUUCAGCCUGGUGCGGGAUCAGAUCAUGUGGAUGGACUCCAUCAUCUGUCAGAUCGGGACGGGAGAAAAGCCGAGGGACGUGUCGUCCGUGGAGGUGCUGAUGAACUAUCACCAGAGUCUGAAGAGCGAGGUGGACGCUCGCAGUCACAGCGUGGUGGAAUGUAUCGAGAUGGGGAAGACGCUGCUGGCUGCUCGCAACCCCGCCGCCCAAGAGGUCAAGGAGAAGCUGGACAAGGUGGUUGCUAAGCAACACGAGCUGUCUGGGAAGUGGGACAAGCACUGGGAGGUCCUGCAGCAACUGCUGGAGGUCCAUCAGUUUGCUCAGGAGGCGGUGGUGGCAGAGGCGUGGCUGACGGCGCAGGAGCCCCUGGUCAACAGCAAUGAACUCGGGGCCAGCGUCGACGAAGUGGAGCAGCUGAUACGACGACACGAAGCCUUCCGGAAAGCUGCCGCCACCUGGGAGGAGCGCUUCAGCUCACUGCGCCGCCUCACCACGGUGGAGAAGCUGAAGACGGAGCAAAGCAAACAACCCGCGACACCUUUACUGGGUCGUAAAGUCUUCCUGGACCCCCUUGACGCCUCCCCCGCUCCUUCCACCCUCCCCCGCCUCCCGCUCUCCCCCGUCAUGAGACAGACCAUCUAUGAACAGAACGAGGCCAGCACUCCACCAUCACCCUCGCCGGCCUCCCCCUCGCCGGCCACCCCCACGCCGUCCCCCUCGGCCGCGGCCCGCCGCCUGGGUUCCACGGUGGCCGGCUACGUGCCUGUGACGAACGGCAGCAUUUACCGCCAUGGCCCGGAAGCGCCUCAUGGGGGCGUGGUAGGCGUGGGGCUCCGCCAACCUGCUCCUUCUUCCAUUUUAUCCGUCGCCACGGCAGCCAUGCUUGUCUCCGCCAAUCAGGCGCGAGAAAGCACCAGCAAGGUUCUUCUUCAUCCGGCUGCAGAGGUGGAUGCAAAACUGUCUCCGUAUCUACGGCGACCGAAAAUCCAACACCUGGGUGACGCGGUGACGCCGCUGGUAGUGGCCAGCAGGCUGGAGAAGGCCAGGGAGAAAGGCCGGGAGAUGAUGACGGAGAGACCCGAGGUGGCCGUCAUGGCCGAGGUGGUUCUGCAGGACCCAAACCGGGACAGGCUCCAUAGCGACCCCGCCAGAGGGUCCCGUCCCUCCAGGACUAACCCCGAGCCGCAGGUGCAGACUCAUAGGGAACAUAGGUUGGAACGCCAGCUGUCCAGCGAGCAGCUGAUCCAGGCCCGCAGGGACGAGCUUCCUCAGGAGGUGUGGCGGGAACACGCCGAGCGGCGGGAGAGGCGGACUCUGGAGAGACAAACGUCCAGCGAGCAGGAAGGCCACGGGAGCCUCGAUGGACGCAGGAGGGACCGACAGCGGCUGGAGAGGCAGGAGUCCAGCGAGCACGACACCGGGAAGGAACAUUCCGACCGACGCUCAGGGGGAGGAGAGAGAAGACCCACCAUGGCAGAAAUAGUGGAGCAGCUUCAGGAAAGAGAAGCAGCCCAGGCCCGAGGCGAGGUGCCCCGCCUACCCAACGGCCUACCAGAGAAGUCUUCCCGUUCCGACCGGCCUCGUGCUCGGGACAGACCCAAACCGCGUCGCCGACCACGGCCGAAAGAGUCGGGCGAUACGACGCGGCGGUCCCGGUCGGCUCCCGCCCAGAGCGGCCCGGCAGUUACGCAGCCGCCGAGCCACAGCGCUCACCACGAGGGCUUCCUCUUCCGCAAGCUGGACAUCGAGACCCUGAAGAAGAGCACCAACAGCAGGUCCUGGGUCAACUUGUACUGCGUGCUGAACAAAGGGGAGUUGGGCUUCUACAAGGACGCCAAGAACAUGGCCACGGCGUACAACAACGAGCCGUUGCUCAACCUGGCCCAAUGUCACUGUGACGUCACCAACGGAUACAAGAAAAAGAAGAAUGUCUUCACGCUCAAGACAAAAGACGGUAGCGAGUUCUUGUUCCACGCAAAAGACGAGGAGGACCUGAAGACGUGGGUGAGCAGCAUCAGCAGCACCAUCAGCGAGCACCAGGACCUGUCCAAGGGCGGACUGCCCCAAGCAACUACCUCAUCCACCGACGAGGGCACGCGCCGCGACGGCAGCAAGGCCGGCUCGGAGCGCUCGGACCGCGCCGACCGCAUCGAGCUAGCCGAGCGGGACAAGGAGAAGGACAAGGAGAAGGAGAAGGACAGGGGGCGGGAGAAGGACAGGGGUGAGAGGUCGGACCGGGCGGGCAAGGCGGAGACAAAGCGCUCGGAGAAGAGCGGCAAGAAAAAAUGAUGGCCGACUUGUCGAGGCGACACAAGCCCCGCCUCCUUUCCCCCCCUCCCUCCAAUGUGGGUGGAAGCUAACAUGCAGGAAGGAAGAACUUAACUCAACUGACUUAUUCUUCUCUUCCUGCCCCUCAACACAAGGCUCCGCCCCUUGCUGGCCGUCCAGGGAAGUGCGGAGGAAGGUUAGCAAGAUAGAAGCUAAAGUAGCUCGCGCUGUACCAUUUGUGUGCGUGCGUGCGUGUGUGUGUGUGUUAGUAAAGCAAGCUCACUAUGCCAAACUGAAUGAAUGCUAACAUGCUAGUCCUGUCUGACUGUUAUCACAAGCACUGUUUGUUUUUCUACACACUCUACAUUUGUCAUCCCCCCAAUCAGCGGCAUCCUUUCAACGGGCUCUCUCACGGAGACCCUCGAUUGUGCGUGUCCGUCACAGCGCUCAGGUUUCUCCCACUGUUGUCAGCGUCACGUGACUUAAACGUCUUCCAGGCACGAGGCAGAGGGGCGGCGACCCCUUGCGGUGUCGGCAGCGGGUGCAAGCGAGAACACGGAUGAGCGGGUCAGUCAUUUAGACAACAAUCAGAAGCAGGACUGCUUCAGCUGUGGUGAUGUUGCGUGUCAGACCGGGUGGGAAACCAAGUCUUGUUUUGGUUCCUGCCUUUAAACGUGCCGCUCGGCCCCAAAUUGCUUUAAGCUAACAUGGCGAGUGUGCUAAUUGUACAAGAGUGAAGUACGCCAACAGUCAUGAGUACAAAACAAACAUUGUGUGCGAUGCUAACACCCUCAAAAACGCAUUUCUAGGGCGCCUAGUGUGAGCUAGCUAGCAGACACACCCAGAACAAACUUCUUUACAGCACUGUGAAUUUUUGGAACGUCACACGAAAUAAAUAUAGAGGGAAAUUACUGCCAAAACUCCACAAACACGCAAAAAUGUUUUUACUAAUGCCCGACGAUUCGCAAGUAAAAAAAACUUUAAAACAAUGAAAAAAAACAUUCGCAAGUAAAAAAUAUUUUUGCAUUGAUUGAUUGAAACUUUUAUUAGUAGAUUGUACAGAACAGUACAUAUUCCGUACAAUUGACCACUAAAUGGUAACACCCGAAUAAGUUUUUCAACUUGUUUAAGUCGGGGUCCACGUUAAUCAAGUCAUGGUAAAGUGUGACAAUGUUUGCUAGUAAAACAAACAAAUUGCAAGUAACAACAAUUUUCUGCAAGCAAAAAAGUAUUUGCCAGUAUAACAAGAAUUUUUGUUCAAUAAAAAAAAUGUUUUAAGUAAAAAAAUGUUUUUUCAAUUAUAAAUACAAUUUUAUGCAUAUUAAAAAAAACAAUUUGCAAGCACAAUUUUUCUUCAAUUAAAAAAACGAUUUCAAGUUUUAAAAAAAUGUUUCUUCAAUUAAAAAAAUAAUUCACAAGUAAAAAAAAAAGAUUGGCAAGUUAAAAAAAGCAUUUUCUUCAAUUAGAAUUUUUUUUUGCUAGUAUACAAAUGCUUUUCUGCAAGUAAAAAACUAUUUGCAAGUAUACAAACCAUUUUCUGCAAGUAAAAAACAUCGCAUGAAUAAACACAAUUUUCUUCAAUUAAAAAAAAAAUAUUCGCAAGUAAAAAAAACAAUUUCCUUAAUUAAAAAAAUCUAUUUGUAAGUAAAAAAAAAAAAAAAAUUCUGCGAGCAAAAAAAUUAUUCACAAGUAUUAAAAACAUUUUUGUUCAAUUAAAAAAAUGAUUUACAAGUAAAAAACAACAACAAUUCUAUUCUAUUAUAGAAACAAUUUGCAAGUAUACAAACAAUUUUCUGCAAGUAAAAAAAAUUUGCUAGUUAAAAAAAAUAAUUCUUCAAUUAAAAAAACUAUUCCCAAGGAAAAAAAAAAAGAUUUGCAAGUUAAAAAACAUUUCUGCAAGCUAAAAAAAUAUUUGCAAGUAUAAACAUUUUUGUUCUAUUAAAAAAAGAUUUGCAACUAAAAGAAAAACAAUUUUCUUCACUUAUAAAAAAACAAUUUUCAAGUAUACAAAUGCUUUUCUGCAAGCGAAAAAAUGAUUCGCAAGUAUACAAAAAAAAUUUCUGCAAGUAAAAAACAAUGUGCAUGUAGACACAAUUUUUUUUAAAUUAAAAAAAUGAUUUGCAAAUUAAGAAAAAACAAUUUUCUUAAAUUACAAAACAAUUUGCAAGUAAAAAAAACAAACAAUUUUCUGCAAGCAAAAAAAUGUAUAUUGUUCCAUUAAAAUAAUGAUUCACAAGUAAAAAAAACCCACUAAUUGUAUUCAAUUAUAAAAAACUAUUUGCAAGUAUACAAACGAUUGUCUGCAAGUACAAAACUAAUUCACAAUAAUAAACACACUUUUCUUCAAUUAAAAACAAUUCACAAGUAAAAUAAAACCAUUUGCAAGUUAAAAAACUUUCUGCAAACAAAAAAAUUACUCGCAAGUAUAAAAAACAGUUUUGUUCAAUUAAAAAAAGAUUCACAAGCAACAAAACCAUUUUAUUCAAUUAUAAACAAUUGGCAAGUAUUCAAAUUAUUUUCUGCAAGUAAAAAAACGGUUCACAAGAUAAAAAUAAUUCAUCAAUUAAAAAAACUAUUCAGAAACAAAACGUGAUUUGCAAGUGAAAAAAAUGUUCUGCAAGUAUAACAAAUAUUUUUCGUCAAUUAAAAAAUUGAUUUGCAAGUAAAAAACAUACAAUUUUCUUUAAUUACAAAAACAAUUUGCAAGUAUACAAACGCUUUUCUGCAAGUAAAAAAAUGAUUCGCAAGUAUAAAAACAAAUUUCUGCAAGUAAAAAGCAAUGUGCAUGUAUAAACACAAUUUUAUUCAAUUAAAAAACGUUAAGCAAUUUAAAAAAAAAUUCUGCAAGCAAAAAAAUUACUCGCAAGUAUAAAAAACAUUUUUGUUCCAUUAGAAAAUGAUUCACAAGUUUAAAAAAAAACAAUUUUAUUUAAUUAUACAAACAAAUUGCAAGUAUACUCAUUUCUGCAAGUAGAAAACAAUGGGCAUGUAUAACACGAUUCCCUUCAAUUAAAAAAAACGAUCCGUAAGUUAAAAAACAACAAUUUUAUUCAAUUAUAAAAACAAUUUAUACAAUUUUCUCCAAGUAAAAAAACGAAUUUGCAAGUAUAAACACAAUUUUCUUCAAUUAAAAACAAUUCUCAAGUACAAAAAACUAUUUGCAAGUCAAAAAAAUUAUUAGCAAGUAAAAAAAACACAUUUUUGUUGAAUUAAAAAAGAACAAACUAAAAAAAACUGUUCUCCUUUGUUAUUUUUGGCAGACGGCACCAUGCACAAAUAACAAUAGCUCUGACAGCUUUAAAUUAACUCAUCAGCACCACCUGUUGUUGUAGAGUGCGAAUUAUGGCUGCUGUGAAUGCAAGUUUGUGAAAUAUUACUGUCAAACUGUCAAAUAUUACCUGCAAAUCGUUGGGCGUGAGUAAAAACUUUUUUGUGUAUUUGGAGUUUUGGCAGUAAUUUCACUCCAUAUGAGUACAAAACAAACAUUGUGUGCUGUCUAAAAACUAUGCUCACACCCUCAAAAAUGUAUUUCUAAGUCACCUCACGUUAGCUAGCUAGCAAAUGCGCCUAAAACAAACUUCGCUUCUUUCACGGCACUGUGACUUUUUAAAACUCUACACAAAAAAACAUGUGGCGGUUUGUUUCUGACACGGACAUGAUCAAGCUUAUCUUCUUUUUCGUUGUGUUUAGGACUCUCCGCGCACGUUUUGCGUACGAAGUGCGAACGCAGUAAUUUUUCCGCGCAUGUCCGCCACAACUAGCAAGGAGAAGGUGUAAAUGUUGUAAGAAUGAGAAAAUGAUGCGAUGCUGAUGUCACAUUUGGACGCCAACAACCUCAAAACAGACUGCACAUGAAAAAAGCAGCCGAAUUGUUCUUUUCCUGCGGGCCUCGGCGUGGCAGCUGACAUGGAAUGAUGAAUAAAAUACGUUUUGGUUUAUCAAUAAAACACUCACAUCCUCUUA